UUGAUGAGUGCGCUUACUCACGCUGCUGACGUUGACCUUUGAAGCAAAUUUUCAACAAAUUGCGGUUAUCACAGGGAGGCAGAGUAAAAACAGCAGGUUCUGGUCUGCAAGCACAAGGACGGUGCAUUUGCACAGGUAAAGACCUCCUGCUCUGUGAUAAAGUCAAAGUUCAAAAUGCAGCUCUUUCAAAGCACCCUUAUCAUCUGUGCUUUUGUUGCUGAAGUGCAAGCUCUGACCUGUUACUCCUGCACCACACAAGGGCGCUCAUGCACGACCGAAGAAAUUGCUUGCACGCCCAGGAUCAACAGCUGCAUCACGCAAUCAGUCUCAGCAAGUGGUGGUGGAGUGAACUAUGACGUCAUUUUAAAAAACUGUGGAAUGUGUGAAGGAAAUGUCUCAAUGCACUUUGGUUCCAUGAAAUUCAGUCAGCUUUGCAAAAGCUGCAGUUCCAAUCUGUGUAACAAUGAGCCUUUCAUAGAGGAAUCUUCCAAAUUGAAUGGCCUUGAGUGCUAUACCACUUCACUUGAAGACCCCAAUGCCAUAAGCACUGUAAAAUGUACUGGAACUCAGGAUCGCUGCGUUAACGUUUUAGCCCAGUUUGGGGGAGUUAAACUGGAAAUGAGAGGUUGUGCAUCCAAGCUCAUUUGCCAAAACUUUGAUACAUCACAAAUGGGGAUCCAGUUGAGUUAUACCCCAAACUGCUGUGAGACCAACUUGUGCAAUAAAGCCACUCUCCUUCCAGGCUCCGGGAUUUCUCUCCCCAUCCUGGCGGCUGUUGUCAUGGCGACGUGGUUGUGAAGGGGAACCUAACACAUCCCUCAGGGGGCAGCAGUUGGGACGUCCCCGCUUUCGGCAAGAUUCAGCCGCCAGAACGAAGGAAAUAAAUCAAUAAAUGAAAUUAAAAAACAAGCAAAAUCCGCAAUUCGAGGCCGCUCUCAGCUUUUCCUAACUUUCUGUUGUGUGUUUUGAUUGUAUCAGGACGGCUCAUUCAAAAUAAAAGUCUAUCGCCGCGCUCUGUAAUUAAUGAAUAAACCAUCACAGUUUCAUUAACAAUCGGAGCUUCACUCAAUAAAUGAAAGUUAAUUUAC
Molecule: messenger RNA, 1088 nt
Organism: Stegostoma tigrinum
Lineage: Eukaryota; Metazoa; Chordata; Chondrichthyes; Orectolobiformes; Stegostomatidae
Product: phospholipase A2 inhibitor CNF-like
Exons: 6
Coding region: 175-798 (207 amino acids)
Source: RefSeq, a predicted model, not a curated record